GGCUGCUCCGCACCUGGCGCUGUGGGCGUACCGGGAGCGGCCCCGAAGGGGGUGGCCGCGCGGGCUGGUCUGGAGCAUCGCUAUUCCCGGGCGCCGUACCCUGCGGAGCCUCGCAGUGUUACUCCGGGAGCCGCCGUAUCGUCGGGCAGCUCUUCCCUGGUGGUAUUUCAAAGCUUAGAUGAAGGAUGUUGAAGAGACUGUCUCAAAUAAAGAUCUUGAAAGGCUGCAGGGACUUCUUUGCUAUUGAGAGCUAAAGCAUGACUGCCAUCCAGGAAGUGAGUGGAUUUUUCCUUCCAUUUCCCUGAAAACGUUGCCAAAUUCCUGAAAAACAGAAUUUUUUUCUGAGGUUGUUGAAGCUCAUAUGAACAGAGAAGAGGACAUUUUCUUUUAGCCCUGCAAAGCUAUCUGGUUUUUGAAAUGCUGAAGAGGAAAUUACGGUUUUGCUACAACUCACGCUUCAGGCUUUUCUUGGGUCUAACUCUCAUUCUAGUAAUAAUUUCGGUUUUGAAAGUUAACCAGAAAGAAGACUUCCUAAAUCGGAAACAUCUGGAGCUAACAAAAGAAGAUCCUGUUAGCAAUGUUAACUGCACCAAGAUUAUUGAGGGGGAUAUAGAAGAAAUACAAAAGGUACAGCUUGAGGCAUUAUCAGUGUCAUUUAAGAAACGCCCCAGACUAACAACAGACGAUUAUAUUAACAUGACUGCAGACUGUGCCUCCUUCACCAAGACUAGGAAAUACAUUAUGGAACCUCUCAGUAAUGAAGAAGCAGAAUUUCCAAUUGCUUACUCAAUAGUGGUUUAUCACAAAAUUGAGAUGCUUGAUAGACUUCUAAGGUCAAUCUAUGCUCCACAGAAUUUUUACUGCAUUCAUGUAGACAAAAAGUCUCCAGAAUCCUUUUUUGCUGCUGUGAAGGGAAUAGUCUCAUGUUUUGAUAAUGUCUUUAUUUCCAGCCAGUUAGAGAGUGUGGUAUAUGCUUCAUGGAGCAGAGUGCAGGCAGACAUUAACUGCAUGAAAGAUCUCCACAGGAGAAGUUCAACCUGGAAAUACCUAAUAAACCUAUGUGGUAUGGACUUUCCUAUAAAGACCAACAAGGAAAUAGUAGAGAAAUUAAAAGCCCUUAAGGGUGAAAACAGCUUGGAAACAGAAAAAAUGCCUGUUUAUAAAGAAGUAAGGUGGAAGAAGCACCAUGAGAUUAUUGACGGUAAAAUAAAGAACACAGGCAUAGACAAACAACUACCACCUCUCAGUACUCCAGUUUUUUCUGGCAGUGCCUAUUUUGUAGUUAGCAGGAGCUUUGUAGAAUAUGUACUAGAAAACAGCAAAAUACUUAAGUUCAUUGAGUGGGCGAAAGAUACUUACAGCCCAGAUGAGUACCUGUGGGCAACAAUUCAGAGAAUCCCUGAAGUCCCAGGUGCGUUUUCUUCCAGUGACAAGUACGACGUUUCUGACAUGAAUGCCCUGGCCAGGUUUGUCAAAUGGCAGUACUUUGAAGGUGAUGUGUCCAAAGGUGCACCCUACCCACCGUGCAGUGGAGUUCACAUUCGCUCUGUCUGUGUUUUUGGAGCAGGAGACUUGAACUGGAUGCUACGAAACCACCACUUAUUUGCUAAUAAGUUUGACACUGAUGUCGACCCUUUUGCAGUGAAAUGCUUGGAAGAGUAUUUGCGACACAAAGCUCUGUAUCUGCCAAAGAACUGAAAUGUGUGCUCCUGUUAGGAAACAUAAGUACAGAUAUUCUACUGCAAUGUACUUUAUCGUGUUACAGCAGUCAUGAUGAUGCUGAUAAUGGGUAUAAUGACUCUCACCAUGUUGGUGUGGUGCUGCUCCUGCCCUGCCCCGUAUAUGGACGAGAGGGAGAAAACAUGUCUUGAGUAUGCCUUGUGCACACUGAAGUUUGGAGCCUUAGGUACAACAUCAGACAGCAGGAAAGCCAACUGUUUGGAAUAUGUAUUAUCUAGAAGGUAUAAUUAAUGGACUUUCUUUGGCUAAACUGUUCUAAGGCAUAGAAAAUGCAUGUUGUUCAUAGUUAUUCUCAAUUUUUUUUUUCCCCAUGAAUGUAAUGAUAACUGGAAAGAGAAAGAUGAAGGGGUGGGGUACAAAGCAGCUGGACUGCACUUCAUACUGAAUACUAAAAGGUCUCAGGAAUAUAACAUUAGAAGUUAUCUAAAAGCUAUGCAAAAGGGGAUAUGCAAAGCCAGCUGUUACCAUUUUACUUAGAUCUGUUUGCUGCAGUUCUGUUACAUGUAAUUCUUAAUCCUCCUGAAAAUUUUGUCUUCAGCAUGGAGUAUUAAAGAAUUCAAAUCUUUUGUAUUCUUAAAGCACCCUGAUAUUGUGAUAUAAAGUUAAUACACUAGUUUGUAAUUACAUCUUCUCAGGGAAACUUCAGUUUUGUGCCUAAUGAGAUUUAGAAUUGUAUCUUUACAUUUCUUACUGUAUGGGGAGUUUUGCUUUUGUAUCCAAAAUCGAUGAAGUUUCUCAAAAGAAAGAACUGCAGCAGCUUCUAAAUAUUACUGAUGGAACUGCUGGUUUCUGCUUUCUGUCACACUCAGCUUGCAUUCCAGAUUAUUUUAAUACUAAGUCCAGAAAAAAUAAAAUUAUUUUUUUAAAGGA
Haemorhous mexicanus (house finch) is the source of this 2610-nucleotide messenger RNA. It is a transcript of the gene GCNT1, whose product is annotated as glucosaminyl (N-acetyl) transferase 1. The record is from RefSeq and is a predicted model, not a curated record. NCBI's taxonomy places the organism in Eukaryota, Metazoa, Chordata, Aves, Passeriformes, Fringillidae. Gene Ontology annotation, molecular function: beta-1,3-galactosyl-O-glycosyl-glycoprotein beta-1,6-N-acetylglucosaminyltransferase activity. The transcript has 3 exons. Gene Ontology annotation, cellular component: membrane. The coding region runs from base 418 to 1698 and encodes 426 amino acids.